Messenger RNA from Prorocentrum cordatum, 444 nucleotides. NCBI's taxonomy places the organism in Eukaryota, Dinophyceae, Prorocentrales, Prorocentraceae. The record is from the annotation of a GenBank genome assembly.
AUGUCGGGCGAUGGCAGUUCGAUCAAAUACGGAAGGCAGGAAAAGAAGAUGAAGCCAGGCGUCCUUUGUCAGGAGAUCGCAGACUUCGAGUCCAGUAAGUUCCACAGAAACACCCCCACGAAGCUUGCACCGUUCCUCGCUCAGAAGGGUGCCACGGACACCUACAACAAAUUCAAGGAGGAUGUGCUCGCAAAUAAGAAGUGGCAGGGCGCGUUCAACUGGAAGGGCGUCCAGAAGGUCACUGUCGACAGCAAGGGCGCGUUUGCAGCACACGGCAUCGACCUGUUCCUGUGCAACCGCCGAAUGGCUUCUGGCCCCGAGGGCGGGGGGGGCGGCUUCGCACAGUGGUUCGAGUUCGUGGAUACGACCAUCCAGAAGGACUACACGCCCGACGAGGCCUUCGACCCGGCCCUGGCGCCCUGCUGCGCCUGCAGCGUCAUGUGA